Messenger RNA from Pogoniulus pusillus (Red-fronted tinkerbird), 1556 nucleotides. RefSeq names its product G protein-coupled receptor 20 (gene GPR20). Bases 221 to 1282 code for a protein of 353 amino acids. Gene Ontology annotation, biological process: positive regulation of Rho protein signal transduction; phospholipase C-activating G protein-coupled receptor signaling pathway. The record is from RefSeq and is a predicted model, not a curated record. The transcript has 3 exons. Gene Ontology annotation, cellular component: plasma membrane. Gene Ontology annotation, molecular function: G protein-coupled receptor activity. Lineage: Eukaryota; Metazoa; Chordata; Aves; Piciformes; Lybiidae.
GGGGAGCCAGCGCACACUCACUCGGGCAAGGAAUCUGGGGCUCAGGAGUCAGCAGCUGAGCUUUCUCAUCCAGGCUGUGCGCUCCAGUUGUUCUGCUUGUAGGAACAGAUGUCUCUUUCCUGGGAUGGUAACAUUUAGGUCCAUGAGGAAAUUAUUUUACCAGCAGCAAAUCUAACAUAGAAGUGAGAUCGAGCCAGAGAUUGCUGGAAAAUCAGUGACCAUGUCAACCUCCUCGACCCAGCUGCCAGUCCUUGACUCUAUCAACUCCACCCAGCAAAACAACUCCAGUACCUACUUGUUCUCCAAGUUCAUCCACUCUGACAGAGAACUGUACACAGAAUUUUACAGCCUGUGGAUUGCCCUGAUGAUAGUCAAUGCCAUCAUUUUCCUAGUGGGUGUUGUGUUGAACAGCUUGGCACUGUAUGUCUUCUGCUUCCGUACCAAGACAAAAACCACCUCUGUUAUUUACACCAUCAACUUGAUUGUUACUGAUCUCCUGGUGGGCUUCUCCUUGCCUGUCCGGAUCAUCAUGUUCUACAGCGCAGAGAACUGCCUGAAUUGUUCCUUGGUUCACAUUUUUGGCUACUUUGUCAACAUGUACUGCAGCAUCCUCUUCCUGACCUGUAUCUGCGUUGACCGCUAUCUGGCAAUUGUACAGGUGGAGGCCUCACGGAAAUGGAGGAACCCCACCUGUGCCAAGGGGAUCUGCAUCUUCAUUUGGGUCUUUGCUACUGUGGUGACUUUUUCCAUCCUGACCAUGGCAAUACAGUUUGCUGCAUGCUGCCUUUCCAAGAUUCUCGUUCUGAUGGUCUGUGAGUACUUCUUCCCCCUCAUUGUAAUUAUCUUCUUCACGACCAGGAUUAUGUGUGCUCUGUCCAAGCCCAGCCUCAUGCACCAGAGUCGGGAGAGAAGAAUGAGGGCUGUACAACUCCUUAUCACCGUCCUUAUCAUCUUCAUGAUCUGCUUCACUCCUUUUCAUGUGCGACAGGUAGCAAUCUCCAUCAACCCAGACAUGUCCCACAAUGUCAGCCUCCUUGUCUACCAUGUGACAGUGACUCUGAGUAGCCUCAACAGCUGCAUGGACCCCAUUGUCUACUGCUUUGUCACCAAUAACUUCCAGUCAACCAUGAAAAACAUCUUCAGGAAAACCGAGCCAGAGCAAACCAGUGUGGACAUCUUGGGCAUGAACAAGAGCUCCAAGGGCUCCAACGCAAUCAUGGCCUUCUCAAACACAAUAGGAAGCCCUGUGAGCUUGCCGUCACCAAGCAGUGUCCAGAUAUAACCCGCCUCUGACGGAUCAUAUUGCAUUAAGCCAGUGUAAUCAUUCUGGAAUAUUGUUAGGAUGUACAGUGCUAUUGUCUUUGACCUCUUGUUUUUUUUUCUAGGCUGAGGUUCAGAAUGACAGGGAUGGAAUUUGUUCCCCAAGAACAUUGUGAUCUGUUUGGAAAAUGGAACUUGCAGUGCCGUUAGUAGCAAGACAGGACAGUCUAUUCAUUACUGUUCCAAACAGGAACGUUUUCUUUGUAUUUUAAUACAGACAUUUUGCUAGCAAUAAA